Penaeus vannamei (Pacific white shrimp) is the source of this 16871-nucleotide messenger RNA. RefSeq lists its product as uncharacterized. Gene Ontology annotation, biological process: lipid transport. Gene Ontology annotation, molecular function: lipid carrier activity. The record is from RefSeq and is a predicted model, not a curated record. Lineage: Eukaryota; Metazoa; Arthropoda; Malacostraca; Decapoda; Penaeidae.
GGAGUCAAAACGCUUAUGAUGACUGGAAUUAUGACUACCGCUACGACCUCUAUGACUAUGAAGAACAUGAGAACGGAGAGACCGAAUCAGAGAAAACGGACCAUGUGAUCACACACUAUGAAAGACCGGAAGACCCGCAGCCGCCAGUGCACAGGGAGCACGAGGAACAUCCUGACGACAGAUACGAAGAACCGCCGGUUUACAGCGACACGGGCCACGAGACUCUUGUAGAGGACCAGGAUUCCGUCUGUGCUCGGACCUGUAAAGCUUCUAACGAAAGCGGUCCCGGUAUCAGGUACCUUCCCGGCCAUCAAUAUCGAUACCAAUAUGAAGGGCAGGUGGUGAGCCGAGCGAGGGCAGCCGGGAGCGCAGAAUCAAGGAUGUCUGUCAGGGCCUACGUCAUGAUCACGGCCAACACGCCGUGCGAUCUGAAGAUGCAGGUGAUGGGUCUGUCCGUGGACGACAUUCCGCCCGGCGACUCAGCAUGGUUCCGCGACGCCGUCGAGCGCCACGACCUGCACUUCAGCUACCAGGACGGGGAGAUCGAGUACCUGUGCCCGCACGAGGACGAGGACGCCGCCGCCACCAACUUCAAGCGGGGCAUCUUGUCGGCUCUUCAGGUCUCUGUGAUCAACGUGGACGACGCGUUCGAGGUGGUGUUGCAGGAGGCUGACGUGGCGGGCGAGUGCGAGACGCGGUAUCAGGUGACCACCAUGAAUGACCUUGUGGUGAACAAGACGAAAGAGAACUGCCGGAGCAACGCCCACCUUCCGUAUUUGCCUUACGCCCACUACACCACUGACAGGAUCAACAGUGAGCUGCCUUUCUUCAGGCGGGACCAGAGCUGCCAGAUGUUCCGCAGCGAGAGCGCGUGGGAGCGCGUGGAGUGCGUGGAGGAGGUCCGCGUCGAAGGCCCGUUCCCGUCCCUGCUGGAGCAGUCCGCACUCGCCUCGCUCACCGUCACCUCCAGUCUGCACCUCCAGGCAGGGCCAGAGGAGGCGCCAGGACCUUUUUAUGAAGGAGAAUAUCUGAAGAGAAGGGAGUCCCUGCGCAUGGACCUGAAGGGGGCCGUUGAUUCGUCCGAGACUCGACAUCACGUUGACUCUGCCGUUCGCGAUCAGAUUGACGUGACCCUGGAGUACCUGGCGGCAACAGUGAUACCAGAUUCCGGUCUCGAGGAAGGGCGGCCUCACGCUUUUUCUAACUUGGUGAACCUCCUGGGCCGCCUUCGCACAGAAGGAGACCUCGACAACCUGUGGGAAGCCAACUGGCAACGGGAUAAUUACAAAGAGUUCCUGCUGGACGCUCUUCUGCUCUGCGACGGGCCGCACUGCUUCCGCCUGGUGACCCACCUGGCAGAGGAUCCGAACAACCUCUUCGACUCGAGGCUCAGGGCUUGGCUUGCAGGAAUUCACUUCCACGCUAACACCGACCCUGAAUCCGUCCAGUAUCUCAUGGAAUUAGCGCGCACCAAACCAUCUAUGGAGGACGAAAUUGUGAUGGCAGCUUCGAGCAUAGUACACCGUCUCUGUCUGCAAGAUCGUGAAGACGAAUGCCAGGGAGCUAAACCAUUCCUAGAGUACGUGCAGGAAAAGAUUGGAAGCAAGUGUGGCUAUGGAGAGGACAGGCAGCGUCAGAACAAAGUGAAGGUCAUGUUGCGGGCACUUGGAAACGCAGGGGUACUUCCCUAUGAGGGCUUCCCUGACAUGUGCUACCUGAACAAAAUGCAUAACAGUGAGCUGCGUGUAGCUGCCCUGCAAACCUACAGGCGAAGUGGAUGCCCCGCUACAGAGGCUCCGUGGAAGAUCCUGGAAGACAGUCAAGAUGACGUCGAGGUUCGGUUGGCAGCUUACCUCGCUAUGGUUCCCUGCGCCACUGAAACCCCUGGAUUUUUCACUAGAAUCCAUCAGCUUCUGGAGCGCGAAGAGGUCAAUCAAGUCGGGUCUUUCAUCUGGACCCACGUGCGCAACCUGGCCGAGCAGCCGGGGCCUGGCAGCAGCGAGCAGGAGCUGUCCAAGCUGGCGGCACAGCACGCCCUCAACGCCAAGUUCAACACCAACGCCUUCCGCUCGUCCCGCAACUACCGCUACGCCCAGUUCAGCCAGCUGAUCAAUAUGGGUGGAUCAGUGGACAGUGACGUCAUCUUCACCCCUGAGUCCUACCUGCCCCGUCAUGCGUCCGUCAAUUUCACCCUCGACUUCCUGGACAAGUCCUUCAACGUGUUCGAGGUCGGCGGCGACUUCAGCGGCAUGGAGGACUACAUCGAGAGGCUCUUCGGCGAGGGUGGCUACUUCGAGAACCCGGAGAUCCAAGGACUUGUGGAGAAUCUGAGGCCGAAGAGGGAGGUGCAGGACGAGAGGAUUGAGGAGUUCCAAAGGAUGUACAACGAUGCAAGGACUCUUACCGAGGAAGCCGACCCCGAGGCGCAGGAACCCAAGGCGUCGGUCUUCUUCAGGAUCUUCGGCAACGAGGUCUUCUACAUGGAAAACCUUCUACAGGCAAACCCCCUACAAGCACUCAGGGAUAUGCUCAGGGAAUUCUCCGUACCUAGGUCUUUCCAGCUACUGAAUCAAGAGUAUGUAAGUCCAACGUUACUCGGUUUCCCGCUAAGGCUGAGAGUCAAUUCGACUGGCUCCAUCAACUUCGACCGCGAAGGAACCUUCGAAACGACAGACGACGGCAACCUGCUCAUUUCGGGGCGCUUGAACCCGACCGCCGUCUUGGCCACGGACGAGACUCUGAUGGUGGACGGUUACGGCUCUGCCAGUGGCAUUCGGCGACGCACUACCCAAGUCGCGCACGCAUCCAUUGGCGGUAGAAUUGAAGUGAAGGACGGCCAGGUUGUUGACAUUCGCAUAGAUACCUACAAUGCUGAUGUGGCGAAGCUAAGCUCUUCAGUGAAUGUAUUAUUGUACAACAAUUACAAGCAAGUGUGGGAGGGACAGCAGAAUGGCGCUGCUUUUGAAGAGGUAGAAUCGUGUUCUCCCGAGAUGGUGAAUAAUAUUCUAGGUCUCGAGUUUUGCAACACUUGGAGAUAUACUAUCCAAGCUGACGAGGAGAAUACAGUGAUCACUGAACCGCAUGCGAUGGAGCUCACGGUGUCAAAGGCUGACAACUUCGACCACUACCAGUUCUCCUACACUCGCAAGCGGAAUAUGUUCGAGAUCCUGUUUGACACUCCCGGAUCCUCGGUUGACAGGAAAGUCAACCUGAAUAUUAACCUCAAGUCCAAUCACGCGCGAGGGACGCUCACCAUCCCCGGGAGUCGCUUCGAUGUGGAGGGUCAGUAUGAAUACACAUCCGAGAUAAAGAAACUUGCACUCAAGUACAGCAGAGACACGACUCUUCGCGGAGAAAUGGAAGUUUCUCUGCAGACAGCAAAAGAAAUAGACAACGUGAAGUAUUCGCCGAAAUUCAUGAUGACCAUCACAGACUUCUUUGAUAUCAAUACUAGCGGAUCUCUUCUAACUGGCCCAAAUGACUUCAUGCUAGAAGGGAGCAUAAUGUCCAGUUUCCAGGAUGAAGCUGCUGCCUUUAAAGCAUUGUGGUCUCGCGAGGGAAGUCAGAACAAAAUAGAAGGCCAGUUCAGCACGGGGCAGUCAUAUGCCUCCACAAGCGGAACUAUCAACACAGAUCCGGGACAUACAAUGGUCCAGCUCUCGUGUGAAUACGGGGCGUCCCGAUCGAGCCCUUACUCCCUGUCCCUCUCUCUGGACUCCACGAGCACUCAGACUGCAGAAGGCAGCUCGCACACUGGCUCUCUCGUUCUGGAAUCAAGCCAAGCUGAAGUGAGCAUGAAUAUGGACUAUGAUUAUCGCCCAGGCUAUGUUGACACCAACGCCACCAUUACAGUGCGGGGAACCGAGAUGACUUCGCACGUCGGCCUGAAGAACGUUGCCGAGGGAAACGAGCGAGAUUUUCUGGUCACCCUGAGCUGCACGAGCCAGGAUCUCAACAUCGACUACCUCCUCAAGGCAGUCUACAAGAAAUCUGACAACGCCUUCCUAGCCGAGUCGGAGGUCAACCUCGGCUCGUUCAUCACAUCGAAGGCGUCUCUCACCUACCUCUUCGAGAGUGACCCCCUGCACCUGCUAGCUGGCCUCCACCUCCAGUUCAACGACUUCGUGAUGCAGGCCAGCCACACCCUUGACUUCAGUCAAUCAAAUCGAGUCGUUAUUCUGCUGACCGGCACUGUCGGACCUGCCUCAGCCGGCUUCCACUUCGAGGGCGAGUACGACCCUUCCUCCCCCUUCAACGCGUCGCUGGACGUGUUCGGCACUUACGACAGCCAGCGGGCAGGCGUCGCUUUCAGCGCCGAGUCGGACCAAGCAUGGCGAACCUUUUCUGGCAACGUGAGGCUACAUUGGUUCGACUGGACGUACAUCGUCGCCCACUCCACCACGUGGGAAGAGAACAAGAAGGAGAUCGUAUUUACGUCUGACAGACACGGGAUCUUGCAACUCACGGCAGAGACCUCACCGAACCUCCAACUGCUACGCCUUGUGACAAAAAGCGAUUCACAAGCGGCAGAUUCUGAUUUUGAGAUGGCCAUGUUGAACCAAGAGGGCCCAGACCGGCAGCAGUACGAGGUUUACAUUACAAGCAUGAAGGACAAACUGUUCCAUCUGACAGUAACCCUCGACAGUGCCCAGACAUUCAGUAGCAGUCUACGGCUGCUGGAAAGUAAACUCCAGGUCAGAGGACACUACGACCACCCUGACGCAGACCACCUUAAGACCGCCGUUCAGAUGACCUUCACGCAGCCCUCUGGCGAGACCUUCACGUCCGACCUUCAUUUGUCUCACGCUUACGAUGGCUCCGUGAGAGAUAUCAAGGCUUCUUCCACGUACAACGGCGACGUGAUUGAAGGUCUGGUGAAAAUCACAAACCGAGAUGGGUGGUUCUCCGACGACUCACGCGGACUUGCAUUCACCUUCACGACACCUUUCAACCGCCUCAGAAGGGUCGGCUUCGCCUUUGAAGCCCACGGCAAUCCAGCAGCAGGUGGAUUCGCAGAGUUUGAAUGGGACGAGCUGAAGAUUCGUGGCGAGUCUCAAAUGAGCGACGAUAUAGAGGUUAAGCUUCAAUAUGAAGAUGGUGGAACCUGCGACUCUCACCUUCACCUUUAUCACAAAUACGAUGGUGAACAUUACAUGACUGGCGCCAGUCUCGCUCUUACCCCUUCUUACGACCCAUGGAAGAUUGAACUUAUCACUACCAAAGCACAAGAAGUAGCGGGAGACUUUGUCAGUCUUGAACUCAAUCUGAAUUCCCCCAUCAACACUGCGCCCUUCCAGAUUCAAGGAUUGUAUAAGUUCACUGACGAUGAAAUUGACCUUGAACUUCAGGCAGGAACCGAGAGUGACAAGACUUCACUUUCAUUCUCUGGGAAGAACGAGCUGGACUGGGGAGCACGAAGAUUAACUGGAUCAUUAGAGUUUAACUCUCCAUGGGUUCAGCCAGUAACAGUGAAUGUUACAAACAUUCAUGAUGAGGAAUACUUCAAUGUUACUUUCGAUCUCAGGUCGUCACUAAAAUACAUCAACACUAUUGCAGCAGAAUUCAGUGCCAACUAUGCUGUUCCCGAGGAAACAAAGGCUCAUUUCUACCUCUCUCACAAAGAUGUUCAGGCAACAAUGGAGAUGAACCACAAAUUCAGUGAAGCUGGCCUAAAACAGCAUCUUCACGCAUCAGUUAACACAAUGAGUGUUAGCUAUGAGUCUGAAGCAGCCUGGGGAGAAGACCUGGUCCCUCAAAGUGCAAAUGGACGCAUUACACUCACAGACAUUUUUGGCCAGAACAUGGAUUUGUCUCUCAGGCAUUCUAAGGAAGCUGAGCGCUUCGUAUCUCAGCUCUUUGGUACCUGGAAUGUUCACACAUUCCACUUCGACCACACUCUAGAUUACCAUCGUAGCCUAGAGUGGACAAGCAACAGCCAGUUAACUAUACCUAACUAUGAAGAUCCCAUAACUCUGCAGCUUGUUUUGAAUGCUCAAGAAGACCUUUCAACUUUAGAUUCGAACCUGCACCUAACAACUCCUUGGACAGAAGAUUUCAUCGCAAAACUAUACUUUGAUUUUUCAGAUCCUAGUGUCCCUAGUUACAGAUUUGAUUCACUGUAUGGUGAUGCAACUGUAUUCAAUAUUGAAGCAGAGCAAUAUGCACCAUUUGCCUGGGAACAUGUUGAUGUAAAGUUAAAAAUGAAAUCACAGUACUUUGAAGAUGUUGAAAUCAGGUGGAAGCACAACUUUGAAUCAAACACUCACAUCUACCUAAACACUACUUAUGGCUCCCAAUACCAUAUUCAAGGAGAAAGCAAUCUGCAAUUUGAAGAAAGUUACUUUGGCACUGGAGCUUUCGUGAUGUAUAAUUUCACAGCCAAGGCAGACCUCCUUGAUCAAGAAGUACAUUUCCAAACCGGUUUGAGCUUCGAUUCCCAGUACCGUGGAGACCUUGAAGUGACCUGGGGCGAAUACAUCUUGUUUUUCAAGACUGAUGUACCAGAUGGUAUAGUGUUCAAGGUGCUUGUAGGUGAUCCUGAGGGUGAUUAUGUCGCUGAAUUAACACAUCUCAAAGGUAGUUCUGAUAUUCCAAACCUUCGAUUCCGUCUCUCGAGGAAUAAUUCAGACAUUUUCCUUUUGAAAUCUGAGAUCGAGAAUUAUUAUCCACACUUUGAAGGUAUGUUUGUUGCAAGUUAUUAUCCGGACAAUGACUCACCACAGCAUACAGAGAUGAAAGUAUUAGCUGACAUGAGUGACCUGGAGGACUAUGGAUUUAAAGGAAAUUUCAAAAUUAAUUCCGAUUUUGAAGGUUUUGAGAACCUGAUGGGAGAGUUGGACUUUGACCUAACCAUUGAAGAUAGUUACCUAGCUGGGCACCUUACUAAUCAAUUUGACUUUAAUGAGUGGCACUUCAAUUCCAAAGUUAACUGCUCCCUCAAUUUAGACAGACAGUUCCAAUUUGAGUAUCAAAGCGAGUACGAUCUCAGUGUUGAAGGUGAACUUUAUGACAUGAAGGAAUUGAGCUUUUUGCUCAGUAUAAAUUCUGAAGUAGUGCAGACAAAAUUCAACUUGAAAUAUAGUCCUAAAGCAUCUGAAUGGUCAUUUUUCUGCUAUUAUCAUCAAGAUGACAUGGACUUCAAAGGAUAUAUCAUACCUGGCAAUGCAAGAAAGUAUGAGCUAGCAGCCAAGGUUGCUAACAGUACCCUCAAUCUGGAUGCACAAAGAACCGACGAAUUUGGUUCAAGAUUCAUAGGCCUCAAAGGCAAUAUUAACUGGAGUGUCAAGAAAUUUAAGAAACAGUUCACAGUGAACAUGAACUCAGACAUCCCUGAGAUAAAGAAAAUUACUCUUCACGUUUUCAUCCAGCAAAGACGAGGAUUCAUGGCAACUGCAAAACUAAAAGUAAACCAAGAAAACUUUGUUGGCAGUGUGAGAUAUAUGAGCAGAAAAGGAGGUGAAACUGGGCGAAUCACAAUAAAAAUGGAGAACGAAAUCUUCUAUCCUUUCGAUACAGAAACCACAAUCCAGUAUUCCAUUGCACCAGAUGAUUAUCGAGCUAAUAUUGUUACUAACCUGAAUGAGAAGAAGUGGGCUUCCUUAGAUAUGAAAGCUAGUCUGAAGGAGUCCUACUUAAAGAUUGAGUCUCCUUUCCCAGUUAUUGAGAAUGUUGAUAUUAAAGUGAAUCUUCUAACUGAAGAGGACUUUGGCCUGACAGUGACAGCAACUGGAACCAAAUUUUGCUUUAACCUUGAAAGUUCUUUGAGUCGUACUUUUACAUCUGGAGAAUUGAAAGCGAAUUACCAAGCAGAAUGCAGUGAACCUUCGCUAUUUGACCUCAGUGCUAAAUACGAAUAUCCUUCCGAAACAUUUGAAGUUCAUUUGCAUAUACAAGAUAUUGUCAGUUUCGAUGUUUCUAGCAUUCGAGAUCAACAUGAGAGAGUUUUCAAAGCUGAAGUCACGAUUAGUGCUGGACCCUCCUAUGGUGUAUUAAUAAGUAGUGGAUUCGAUUUUAACUACUUCCAAGUGAAGUUAUGCUUAUACAGUCCCUCCUCUGACUCAAAUUACUUCCUGUUCACUUUCUUUGUCUCCAAAACAAGAUUCGAAAUUGGUGUAGAAACAACAAGGAAGAUCUUCCAUACUGAGUUUACAUACAAUCUCCAACUACAACAGUUUAUGUUAGAAGGAAAAUAUUUCAGUGAUUUCUUUGAACCAUUUUCUUCAGAGCUGCAUAUAAAAGGUCAUAUUGACUCUGACAUGGGUGAGGCAGAAGUUUCUCUAUUGUCAGAUGACAAUACAGUGAAUUCAGAAUUUAUCAUGAACUAUGAUCUUCUUAAGGAACCCAAAACUGGGAACUUCAAGCUAACUUCUCCAAAAGGUGAUGCUGAGGGCCAUGCAGAUUUCACAAUUACUGAUGGAUAUAUAUCAGUUACAGGUGAAAUGCUAUCCACUCUCCAUUCAUUCCACGAAUAUACAUUCAAAUUUGAGGGAAAUCUAAAUGAUGACCAUCCACAAUUUCAGCUUUUAAUUACUCAAGAUAACAACACUUAUGAGGUCACUGGCGACCAGCUAAUGGUAAAUGAAAUGAUGAAAAGCAAGCUUUUUGUCUCAACACCAUUCCACGGAUAUGAACACUUUGAAUUUAGUUAUGGCACACCUGUUUCCGACUCAGAGCAAAGAACAUACCAUGCAGGACUCAACAUGACUAUAUCAGGUGACUCAUAUGGAGUUGACAUUGCCCACAACCAUCACACUACUUGGAGUGACCAAGAUACAGAGAUUUCUAUUUUCACACCAAGGAAGAUCAUUGAUGCAUUCAAGUUUGCUUUCAUGUACAAUAUUGAAGGUGAAGCAUCAGUAUCAUUUGACCAUGCUCGCGGCCGUCUUGGCUUGGCUGGCUCUUUCCGUCCUUCCGACACGAACAUCUCGUUGGAAAUCCUUCCAGAUUUGACCUUCUUUGAUGCUGGAGAGUAUAUUUUCAUGGCUAACAUUCCUCUAGUAAUGGAUGAAGGCGGGGAAAUCCGCUUAGAACGUCGCCAAACAGAUUUUGACUUUGUGGCAAAUAUGUCUCUUGCAAAAAGAUUUAAAUCUGGCCAAAUCGUCGUAAAAAUAAUAGAAGGAAAUGCUGAGGAGUCAAAUGCAUCAUAUAGUCUAAGUUUUGUGCUUAAGAAUCCACGAAAUAUUCAGGUGGAUGGAUUUUUUGAAAACUGGGAAAUGAGAUCUGCAAUCAAGCUAAGAGGGAAGAAAACUGCUGCUUCUACUGGUAACAUCACUGUGACCACCAAUAUACCCGGAUAUGAAGACAUGGAAGCUGGCUGGGACAUAGGAAAGAAGAAAAUGAGUUAUUUUAUGAACUUGAGGUUAGACAUGAAAGAAAAUGGGAACAUGGAUUUCAAAGGCAAAGUAGAUAACCAGAGCCUCGACAUACAGUUCACUUCAACAUUCACUAAAGAUCACCAUGUUAUUGCCGAGUACCAGAUGAAUCCAUUAAUCCUCAAAGCGACUUAUCAGUAUGGUUUGGACAAAUUUGAAAUUGAUUUUGAUUCACAGUUUGAUCCAAGAGAAGGUAUGAUGAAAUUAAUUGCCAGUUUGCCUUUCCCUUAUGUAUCAAAGCUCCAAAUUGGUAUGAAGUACAGUUUCUUUGAUAAUUACGAUCUUAACAUCAAUGCUGCAAUUGAACACAUUCUUUUUGAAUGUGGCUUCAAUUUAGCAUCUGAUGGAAGCAAUGGAGACUUUAUAUUAAAUCUGAUUACUCCCUUUAGUAAUCCAACCAAAGUCAAGAUCAGUUGGUCAGUAGAUGGAACCCCGCUCAAAUUCGAAGCAUUUUAUAUCUAUGGACAUGAAAGAGGUGGACUGAAACUUGACCUCGAAUAUACAAAUACCACUGUUGAUAUGAACAUUAAUGUCAUGACACCUUUUGAUGGAGCUUCUGAAAUAACAUUCAAUUUUAAAUAUGAUGGAAUUGGCCCUGGACCUACUGAGGCCUCCAUUGACUUGAGUGUGGACUAUCAUAAUAUCAAAAUAUCAACAAGCUUUGAAGAGGGAAACAACAGCAUGGAAAUAAUCAGCAGUGCAUCACUGGAUUUCUUUGGCUUUCAAGGACAAUUUGAAUUAACAUUCAAUCGUAAUGGUCUUGAAAACAAUCUGCAUCUACAAGGAGAUCUGAAGGAGUAUGAUCUUGUUGAUUUCAGUUUUAACUUAAAUGAAGGCAGUAUCCAAUCAGAUUUGAAAUAUGGAAAUGUAAAUAUAUUUGUGGCAAAGUUUGAGUUCUACAGUAUCAGUAUUCAAUCUGCAUGGUCAGAAUCUCAUUACUUUAACUUUGAUGGAAAGUAUGAGUCCACUGAUGAUGGCCAUCAGCUUGAACUCUCCAUAGAAUCGUCUGAGAUGCAACCUAUUGCAGUACAGGCAAGCUAUUCUGGCGCAAAGGGUCAUGAAGGUAAUGUGAGCAUAAGCCAUGGAGAUAAACAGUACGAUCUAAGUGGAAAUACUGUUAUUCAGAAGAAAAAGUCUGGGUUCGAACUGCAUUUCACUUCUUCAGAAGAUCCUUAUCAUCCAUUUAACAUGGAGGCUCAGUACAAUAUUAAUGCCUUUGCCAAAGGUAACAUGGGUGCCAUGGAAGAUUUAGCUGGUAUUAUGUUGGAGUGGGGAGACAAAAUAGAUGUCUCUGUUACAGGGAUGCGCAAGGGCGAUCGAGCUAAGGUGGUUGUUGAGAUUAUUACACCUUUUAAGGCCUUGCCCCGACUGAGCUUUGGCUUUGAUGCUGAAUUUUCGCUUAAAAGGAAUCUCACACAACUGACGCUAACAACAUUUGCUGAAUGGACUCAAAAGAUAACUUUGUCAGGCUUCUUUAAGUCUAAGAAGAAUGAACUGGUCUUUAACUGCAGUUUAAAUACACCAUUUACAGAAGUUCAGAAAUUGUCAGCAAACUUCACAUGGAAGCCAAAUCAAGUAGAGGCUUCCUUUAUUCAUAAUGAAGAUGAAUGGAAAAUUACAGGCAACUAUGAGUUUACACAAACUUAUUCUGUUCAAGUUACAGCCCAGACUCCUCUAAAGGAUUUUGACUUAAUAACUUUCAAUGUAACAACUGGAGUUCAAGACAAUAAGUUUGUGCUCACAGCAGAAAUGACUUGGCCUGAAGAAAACAACAUUCACUUUGAACUGGAGGCUCAGGUGUGGAAGAUGGAAAUGAAGUUCAACAGCCCCUGGAUGCCGUUCCAAGAAGUCAUCUUUGAGAUGUCUCUACAGACAGAGAGUGAAGACGGAAAGUUUAGUGCAAAACUUGAAUGGGACAAUCAUAACUUCGUCAUGACUGCCAUCCUCUCUCCUAUGCGAUCACAGUUUAAUGCUAAGUUCCAGAGAGAAAACAGCGACAUCUUCGGUGCCACAUUUGAAUACAACUUUGGGGAAGGUGAGUUCAGAUUUGAUGGUGAAGUUACCACUCCUGUCGCACCAUUCGAGAAGCUGGAAGCUAAAUUACACUGGAGCUCAGUCAGUGGCAAAUUUGUCAUAUAUGUUGCAGAUUUCGAAUGGACUUUGGAAGCUCAGAAUGACUGGAGAAACCUUAAUAGCUACAUGUCGAUUCCACACUCCAGCAAUGAACAACCUCUCAACAUCAUUUUCAAAUAUGAAGUCCAACCAGAUGAAUAUAAGUUCUCUUCGGUCUUUGAAGUGUCAUUAAAGGAAUCAAGCGAAAAGUGGGUGUUGAUUGACAUAAAGUUUGAGGAUCCAUGGACAAUUAAAUCCUCCAUUUUUAACACAAAUGUAGAGGUAGAAGUAACAAAACCUAACCGAAGGAAGUUUAAUGUACAUCUGCACAUUGAAUCCCAAGAAAUGGGUUUGGAAUCGGUGCUUAUUGAUGCAGCCAUCAAUCACAAACAAAACUUCAAGAUAUUCAGCAUCACUUCAACUAUGUCAGUAAAGCCAGUCCAUGGAGAAGCAACUAAGCAUGAACUUAUUAUGGACUAUGAAAUAAUUUCUAACCACUUCUCCAUGAAGGCUGAGAUUCAUAGUGAUUAUAUUGAUGUUCCUUAUGGAUUCAUCUGUAAGAUUCCACUGAUACUUGCAUUCGGACCUGGAACAUUCAACUUCGCUGUGACUAGAGAAGGAGAACAAGUGUAUAAAGUAUCUUUUGAUACACUUUACCCAGAUGAUGAAACCGAGACUAGAAUCCUCAAAAUCAAAUCUCCUGAAUGGUCAGUCACAUUGACAGUGUCUUACAGUAUCGACAGCUUCAGCUUCGCAUUGUCCUACCCCGACUCAGCUACUGAGCAUACUCUUCAAAUCAACUGGAAUGAGGACAUUAGCUUUGAGAAGGUCGUAUUCAGUCUGGAAAUGAAUUCCCCAUACUUGAAAGAAAAUACAUUUUUACUUGAAGUCAAUUUCAAUGUACGUGCUUUGUUUUCUUUUGUUAUCAAUGGAAAAGCCACAUUGGGAUUAAAACAAUUGGAUUUCACAGGCCAGUUUCAGUAUAACAGACAACAGCAGCAGGUGCAAUUUGAUGCACAUGUAUCCUCUGACUGGACAGGUAAACAUUCCCUAAACUACAACAUUCAGUGGCAGAGGGAAAUUAUAUUUACUGCAGAUCUAAAGGUUGACGGUGAGGAUCACAAGGCAAAACUCACUAUAGACUCCACUACCUAUACCAUGCGGAUGACAGUGAAUUCAUCUUGGUUGCCACACAAAGAUAUUGUGAUAAUCGGAAAAGUUAAUGAGGACUUCACACCAUCUAAUAUACAAGUUGAAGGUAAAGUAACAAGUGCUGGGGAUACCCUUUUGGAAGGAAAUUUCGAAAAUCAUGGAUUCCAGAUGAUCAAAUCAGAAGUCAGAGUGAAAAACAAGUGGGAAGUGUUCCAAUCUAGAUUUGAAUUUGAGAACUCGGACAAUAAAGUAUACCUUAACUGGUACAUGAGCAGCAUUCUUCCAGAGCUCAAUGCUAACUUCAAAAUUCAAUAUGAUGAAAGCGAUGUAAUGCGAGGAUUAAGAGUAAAUGGUAAGAAUUAUUUAACCGGCACUUUUUCGCUACGCAUUGAUAAUAGUAAAACAUGGUAUAAACGGCAAGAGGUUUCAGUCAGGAUGGCUAGCCACAGUCUUUCACUUGUGUCAAUACAUGGAGGAAAUGGUAAUAGAGUUACGGUAACCUAUGACAAAUAUAACAUGUUCAUUCAUUAUAACUUCUCAAAUGAGAUCAAGUUGUCAGUUUCCUUUUCAACUCCUCUGCCAUCUUUCAAAAAUGCUAAAUUAUAUUUCUCCUGGCCACAGGAAAGGUCGGAAAAAGAAUUGGACAUUUCAUAUGCAACAGAAGACGAUGAAUAUGAAUUCCAUAUGUCUAUUAUGCCAGACCCUAUCAUUGGAUGGGCUUGUAAAAUCAGUGUCAUAACGCCUUAUAAAGGAUACGAAAAGUUUGUGAUCCAGACUCCACAAUUUGGAGAGAACAUGCCCGACUUUGCUGUUAUGUUUGAAUACCCAGGAGGAAAAGUGGGAGCAGAGAUUAAGUAUUACAUGAGACGAUGGAGUUGGUGUGAUCUUAGAUUGUCACUAAAUCUGCCUCUAGAAAAAUAUGAAAUCGUUUCCCUGAAAUACAUAAUGGGAAUGAGAGAUAAUAUUGCAACAGUAGAAGGACGUAUUGGCAAAGUUGGAUUUACAUACUCUUUAAAAACAUUUGCUUCUCCUUCAUAUGAUGGAUUAGUGUCUGUAGUCCGUGUAAAUGAAAUUACCUUGCAAACUAUUAUUCGAUUAAACUCAAAGAAAGACGCACUGGAUCUCCGCACCCAUACUGAAAUGCAAACUGAAAAUGAAGCUGACUUGAAGUGGCUAGACACAAGGCUUUUGAUUAACCUAGAUCGUAAGAUCUAUUUCCAAGUGGAAAGUCACGAAGAAGAACUCCUUAAACUCCAUAUAGAGUGGGGUAGUGACAGAAUAUUUGCAAUAACUACAAGUAAAAACUUCCCAGCUUUCUUAGUCCUGAAUUUCGAAAACUCAGAGAUGGUUAAUGAAUGUCGUGUAAAGGUGGGUGUAUCUUCAGGUAUGGACAUUGAUAGCUAUGGCUUCCACUUCCGCCAAGAAGCUUUGGAGGGAGGCCAUCAUAUUUCCCUCUCUGGUGAUUCUGCUGAAAACAACUUCUAUGCAGAAGGUACUUUCUCUGUGAAUUACCAUCAUCUGAAUGAAAGUCUUGUGUUUGAACUCAACAAAAAUAGAAUUGGUUACAGAUCCAACUUCCAGAUCUAUCCUGGAAUCCUUACAGACGAAUAUAGAGGAGCAGUGGAAUUGAUGUUACCAGCCCAGACUGUACACUGGAACACAUCGGCCUUGUGUGGGUCGGGAGACUUCGAUCUUCAGUCAAGAUUUACUUGGAACGAUCUUGAUCAGGAAGUUCCAGCAGUUAAUUUGAUUGUCAAAUAUGAUGAUAAAUCGCAUUUUGGUCAAGAGGAACACCACAUCAUGGCUGUGUUUAGUCAUCCAGAAAUAAAAAACAUUGUCCUUCAGGGGAACAUCACCCAGUCUGAGGAUACUACUCUUUCUGCUUUGGUAGAACUUAUUGAUGAAAAUGUACCAGAGAGAAAUGUAAUAUUGGCAGUUGAUAUCCAUCCCUACACAGAAAACAGAACCCGUGAUAUAAAUGCCACAAUUACCCAGAGUUUCUCAGGGUUUGCAGUAAAUAUGGAUGCACAGAUAACAGAUUCCAAUUUCCAUGAUGGCAUUUAUGAAUUUAAGUACUGGAGCCUCACCAAGGAGACUUGGGAAAACCUUCAUGUUUCUACACGUGUUGAACCUUCCAUGGAUGGAUUUGACUUUGAAGCUCGAGUAAAGGCACCAAAGGGCAACUGGGGCUACACCUACAGGGGAAAUGCCUUUUCCAAUGAUCACGAAGCUGCUGUAACCAUCAUGGGAAUUUCUGACAGGUACGGAGACUUUUGGGAAAUCGAGACCACAGUUAGCAAACACUUACCAGAGUUCACUGUCCAUCUUGACAUUGGCCAGGAGAAUGAAGAAGCAUACGAAAAGGGGCGUUUGAGAAUUGGUUUGCACAAUCCACUGGAAAUAGGAGCAGCUUUGGACCAUCGGAAGUUCGGUGAGUGGAGGCAAGAUGGUGCCAUUGGCCUGAGAUUGAAGACAGAAGAUAUUCUGCAGUUCGUGCUGGAAUUUGAUCCUUCCCUAGAUUACCAGAAUGAACACUUCCUGGUUGACCUUGUCUCGCCUGCGGACCAGAUAUUCAGCAGUUGGGGGCGUGAUCUUGAAUAUACCACCUCUGCCUUCGCGAAGUGGUUCAUGGAAGAGAGUCCCAGCAUGUAUCAGGUUCUUGUAAACAACCCCACCGUAGUGCGGGUGUGGAACGCGGAAAUGCAUCACUUCCAGGAAUUUGUCAGUGAAAUGAAUGGUGUCAUUACCGAUAUCCAUAACGACGGACAGCAAAUCUGGAAUACGGUCAUACAGCCAUCGCUGAAUGCAGUGCGGGAAACAUUCAAUGAAAUGAGAGAGCAGCUGGAGCGAGCGUGGGAGGCAGCUGCAUCUUAUAUGAACUAUGAGUUCUCAAACAUCAGGAAUUUAGGCCAAGAAAUGAUCCAAGAAGUGGAAAGAUGGCAGAGAAAAAUGGAAUAUGAACUUACGAAAUUAUCAUACGAGUUCUCAUCAUGGUGGGACAGCAUGACGCAUCGCGUGGCGGCCCAGUACAAUAACCUGAUGUAUCACUUCGCUCGGGCGCUCAACUCCUUGGCGAACGCUUGGUAUGAAAACUGGGUCGCAGUGGAACGCGCAGCGCAGCCCUACGUAGACUCUCUCGUGCAGGCGUUCACCAGAUAUGGUGUGGAGCUGGACGCCAUCUUCGGUGGCCAGUGCUAUAAGCGUAUCGUGCAAGUAUUUGAUGAGACGGUGACAACACUGCAGCAAGAGGUUAGCUGGAUGAACGAGUUCCUGCAGACCGAGGAGUACUACAGCAGGUUCCUGCAGGCCAAGGAGACCCUUGCCUCCUGGGCCAGGGGGGCCGUGGCGGUCAUUGAGGGCGGCCUGCAGAACCUUCAGACCAGUGUCCAGGAAUCUCCUCUUGUGGAAAACUUCAGGGAGUUCCAGCGUCAGACCGAGAAUAUGAUUGCUGAGAUGAAGGCAGAAGGAACUUUCCAUUAUUUUGAACAGAAAAUCUCCGAAUUGGGCAACAAGAUUAAGAAUGUGUAUGAUGAAGCCAUUAAUCUACUGAAGGAGAAUUUGCAUACUUUCCGCUUAUAUGCCGAAGGCAAUAUUAUCUUUGAUUACAUCAAUGCAGCAGCUGGAAAUGUUUAUGAAAGAAUGGUGUGGACCUGGGAGCGGUGGAACCAGGAGGAACGCCACGACUUGGAGAAAUUCGAACGUAUUGUCUUGGCCGUGAUCGACGGGCUACAGACUCUACUUCUGGACAAUAAUUUCUUCGUAGAUGAGUCCAUAGUGUUCGAGCCCGCCGUUCAUGGGAGGAUCGAGUACAACCAGCACCUCCCCGUUCCUUGGACAAGUUUCCUAGAAUACCCGCAAUGGCAUCGCUUCACCAACGUCUUCCGGCAGGAGUCUCCCGUACGGAAGGCUGAGAGGCUACUCAACAAGGAAGGUUUCGAGAUGGCGUCGGGAUGGUGGGCGCUUUCUCACCUUGGCGCUCUCCGCCCUCCUUUCUCUGCCACGGGGACUGUAAUCGGCCAACACGUCACAACGUUCGACCUCCGUCAUUAUCAAUUCUUGGGGUCGUGUUCGUAUCUCCUGGCCAAAGACUUCGUAGGCGGUGAUUUUGAAGUCAUUGGUGAGUACGAGAGCGUGGGCGGGCUGAUGAGGCUGAAGUCCGUGGUUGUGCGCGGACAGGGGACUGACGUCACGCUGCACGUGGAUGGAACUGUGGAAGAAAGGAGUGUGGCAGGACAG